CUCUUCUCUACUUCUCUGAUCCUCUCAACUCCGCAACAAUAUCUGCAUCUUUCUACUUUGUAUAAAGACUGAAAAAACGAGCACGGAAAUGGCGAUACACGCGGCGGGUGAAAAAUACCGAGUCCGCGACCGCCUCGACCGGCGCAGAACCCGAAAAUUGCAAAUCAGCGCGGGAUUUUUCAUUCUUGCCUUCUCCUUCUUCAUCGCGCAGCAUCGCGACUCGACCUCGACGGCGUGGAUUGACGGCCUUUCAUGACUGAAUGACCGCCACCGACACUCCCUGCCAUCAAUCACCGACCUCCGCUUCCUCCACGACUCAAUAAUCCCCUGCCUCCCGUCCUCCCCCCCUCUCCCCUCCCUCAGAUCAACGAUCAACAGCCCAGCGGGAUCAGAUCAGUCCAGACCAGACCAGACCAGAUCCCAUCACACCACAUCAAUGUACACCUGGUCUGCACCCUCCAACCACGCCGGCAACGCCGCCGCACCAGGCCCAGCAGGAGGCACAGGACCCACGGGGCCGCCCGGUCCAGCAUCGGGAGUCGGAUUAGGAGGCGGCGCAGGAGCCACGACCGCGGGAGGAGCAGCGACAGGCCCAGGAGGACCAGUGCCAGUGCCGGGGGGAGGAAACCCACGCCUCGAGCCCCCGGGGUCCGCCGCGCAGUCCGCGUCGUCGUCGUCGUUCCAAAUGCCGCACCUGCGCUGGCCGCCGUCCAUGAUGUCCCGGUCGUCUGCGGCGGCGACGACGACAGCGCCGCAUACGGGGCACGCACACGGACACGCAGGGCAGCAUACGACGCUGCCGAACCUGGCGGCGAAUCUGCGAAUGGGCACGCCGAACUCGACGGCGCAGCAUCUCCCGCAUCAGAGUCCUGUUCACCAUUCGCAUGCCCAGAUCCAGAUCCCGACUCCGGGCCAUCAUCCGCAUCCGCAUGCGCAUACGAAUACGCACCCGCAUUCUCAUUCGCAUCCACACUCGCAUCAGCAUUCACAUUCGCAGGCGCAGGCACAGCCCUAUGCGCCGGGCCGUCAUGCCGAUGUCUCGGUGGUGGUUGAUGCACGACAGGGUCAGACGCCACAGCAUCAUCAGCAUCGUCAUCAACAGCAGCACCCGCACCAGCAGCAACACCAGACGCAGGCGGAGUCGAUGGAGAGCUCGGACAGCGAGCAGUCGGAUGGCGGACACAGAGAGGGUCGCGGAGGUAGUGGGGGAGAUGGGUCAGGGGACCCGGACUUUACGCCGUCGCCGGGCGAGAACAUCCCGUCUCGUCGGGAGGGAGGCAGGGGACGACGAGAUAAUGGACGCGGCGGGGGUCGACGUGAAGCUGACGGCAUGUCGGCGGCGAACCCAGUCCUCAUCGACAACUCGGUGGGGGAUGAGAUCGCGAGCGGCGGCGGCGGUGGCAGCGGCGCAGGGAACGACGCGUCGCGCAAGCACGGCAAGCGGUUGACGACGAAGGAGGAGGUGUCGCUGUUCGACAUCUGCAACCGGCACGCGGAGGAGUUUGGGCAGCGCAGCAACCUCUGCAACUGGUGGCGGACGGUGACGGCGGAGUUCACGCACGAGCAAGGCCACCCGUACUCGUGGCACUCGGUGCGCCGCAAGGUUGAGCUGGUGACGAAGCAGCGCAUGAAGUUUCUACAUGACCAGCGCGAGAAGGGCGGCACCGAGGCCGACGACAUGUCGAAUCCGCGAUGGCGCGCCUCGGUGGACGCCUGGAUCCCGACGUGGCAGCGCUGGGAGGACGCCGAGGCUCGACGCAUCGAGAAGCGCGACUCGCGACGGCCUCGCAAGCGGAAGGACCGGUCCUGGGAACCGUCUGCGGGGGGUUGGGAGGCACCGAACUCAUCGGACGGAGGCUGGCGCGCGGCGUCGAGCCCCGUCGUCGACAACAAUCGCGCGUUCGUGCACAACACCAACAACCAGUCCACGUCCACGCCGUCGCAGGUCCGCCUCCCCCCGGGCUUCGACAACAUGUUCACCACACCCACAGCAACCUGGUCGCCCAUGACCGGAGCACCAGCAGCCAGCCCUGCCCAAAGGGCAGCAGCACCCUCGUCGUCCGGCGCCGCAGACAACAGCAUGAUGUCAGCGAUGCUAGAGACCCUCGGCAAGCUCAACAAGCACCUGGACACCGUCAACCCCGAGCAGCAAAACGCAUCACCUCUGGCCUCGUCUCUCGCCGGGCCCCCCAACCAACCGAACGCAACCCCCCGACGCGCCUCCCAGCAGGACGCCGACGGCGAGGACUCCGACCCCCCGACCCUCUCCGCAACAGCCAUGGGCAAACUCAAGGACGAGCUGCGGCGGGAACUAAGGCAGGAGAUCCGGAGUGAGCUGGAGAAGGACCGGGCUGCGUUCGAGGACCGGUUGGAUUCGGUGCAGAGGACGCAGGAGAUGAUUCUGGAGAUGCUGCGACAGGAACCGGCCUAGCCUAGCCUAGCUUUGUCUGUCUGCCAUCUUCGCCUUUCGCGCCGUUUUCUUUUUUAUUUGCAAGUGUGUUUUUUCAUUGCUGACGUUGCUCGUAAUUUGUUGAUCUGAUACCCAAUAACAAUGUCAUGUUUCGUGUGCCGCUUCUAUCGAUAUCAAUAUCAAUAUCUAUACCUUUACCU
Messenger RNA from Aspergillus steynii IBT 23096, 2610 nucleotides. RefSeq lists its product as uncharacterized. The coding region runs from base 437 to 2431 and encodes 664 amino acids. NCBI's taxonomy places the organism in Eukaryota, Fungi, Ascomycota, Eurotiomycetes, Eurotiales, Aspergillaceae. The transcript has a single exon. The record is from RefSeq and is a predicted model, not a curated record.